Messenger RNA from Corylus avellana, 1194 nucleotides. RefSeq lists its product as uncharacterized. NCBI's taxonomy places the organism in Eukaryota, Viridiplantae, Streptophyta, Magnoliopsida, Fagales, Betulaceae. The record is from RefSeq and is a predicted model, not a curated record.
GAGCAUUUAUUAAAGAGAAAUGCAUGAAUAGAGAGGAUAUUCAUAUUAUCGUUCAGUCCAAAUUAUUACAAACGAGUUGGAGUCUCCAAGUGCCAAAAUCAACCACUUUGAAUCCAUUAAGCCUCAUCACAAAUGGAGGUUGCAGAAAUGGAUGAAGCCCUGAAGGUGUUGGAGUCCUCUCUUUCUCUCAUCAAAUGGCGUCUCAAAUCUCCAACCAAGCGCCGUCUCGAAAUUGAUAUACUAGCUCUGUGUACAGGAAUGAGGCCAGCUGUAAUGGUAGACUAUGGUGGAAAGAUGCCUGAACUACAGGAGCGACUAUGUCAACUUAUGAAACUUAUUCAAAAGGAGUCACCCAUUUUUGAGCAUUUGAGAGUAAUGGUUAUAGAAGAUAUGAUAUAUUUGAUACAUGUGGGAGGACUUGCUGAGCAUGUUAGGUUAAGCUUGAGCUCAGAAGCGCAGCUGCUUUUUGUAGAUCUUGAACAUGAUCCUCCAAAGGCUCUCUUUUCGUCUUUGUGCCAGAUGACACAAGCACAAAAAAGCCCAAUAGGAAUGCAGCUGGUAUCAAUUCAGAAGUCUUUCUCUUUGUUGUUUCCUCAAGAUGGAAUGAAAGAUGAUCUCCUAUCAUGUCACAGGGCAGAUAACAUGGCUGAUGCCAAGUCUUCAACAAAUGAGCUUAUCACUUCUCAGUCUUCUUCAACAAAUGAGCUUAUCACUUCUCAGUCUUCUGCCUUUAUUGAUCUUAGUAGCUGCAUGCAAGAUACACACGUCACUGUGCCAACUUUAAAUGGAUGGCUUCUUGGUUAUCCAGUAGUGUACUUGUUCGGCAAGGAGCACAUUGCUGAUGCUAUAUAUAAUCUUUCCACCAAGUCUCUUCGUAUCUUCAAAAUAUCUGUCACCAGGAAUUCUGCUCCCAAUAAAGGAUCUCAGCUGGAAGAGCUCUUGAGUAGUUUUUCGGUGCCUUACGAUCUAAGCAUGGGAGGAAGUAAUGAACAAUGGGCAGAGGCAUUUCUGGCUAAUAUGCAGGAAAAGUGGGGAAGAUGUAAGCAAGUUUGGAGGUCUUUGCAUAUGGAGGUUAGUGAAUGCUAUCCACAAGCCAUUGUUUUGUAAUAAUAACCAACCCUCCUCCUCUCUCCUAAGUACCAUGACAAGAUUAUAAAUUUUUUUUUUUCCCAAUAAAUGCAUCUUCUUCUUCUU